Colletotrichum chrysophilum is the source of this 1611-nucleotide messenger RNA. RefSeq lists its product as uncharacterized. Lineage: Eukaryota; Fungi; Ascomycota; Sordariomycetes; Glomerellales; Glomerellaceae. The coding region runs from base 1 to 1611 and encodes 536 amino acids. The record is from RefSeq and is a predicted model, not a curated record. The transcript has 3 exons.
AUGGCGAAAGUCAAUGUUUAUCAUUCCCUCCCGAAGGACCUGAGCAACCAGAAGGUUGUCGCCGAGUCCAUUCGGCCGGUCACCACCGCCGACCUCCGAUCGCUCCUCCGCAAAGAGGGCCCCCAUCGCCCCAUCAAGGAUAGGAUCGCCAAGCUCGAACUCCGGAAGCCUGACUACUACACAGGGGCACCAUGGAAGCUCAUUCGCGACGAUGCGAUCUUGUUCGUGAGAAAUAUCCCUUACCUACUUGGCAUCGUCCUCCCUCUGUUUGAGAAGCCGCCUACGCGGUCAUUCGACAUUGAGCGUACCGAUGAUCAGGGCUUCAGCAUCAAUCGUCUUAGGCGCCAAUUCGAGGCUUUUGCGCAACGAUACUUCCAUUCUGGCCCCCUCGAUGAGCUCUACCCGUCCUUCGCCAACAUCUAUGACAUGACCUUCCACCUCAUCCUCAUCAUCGCCCAGUCCACCUUUCUCAUCUCGCUCCCAUUCUUGUCCUUCUUCUCCUUCAAUCUUGUCGUCGCUUACAUUAUUGGCUUCGUCACCUUGAACUACUUCGUGUGCUAUGCGCUGAAUGGCUACAUGCCCGAUGGAUAUAUCCAAUCCACCGACUUUCCGGAAGCCAGUCUUUGGGACGAAGAGCACAGCAAAGAGCAAUGGAUCUUCCUUAACGGAGUCGCAGUCGGACAACACUGGUUGCGAAGCAACAUCGACCGAAUCUCCUUGACCUUCCAUCGCAGAUACCGUGCCGGCAUUAUCUUCGAUGUCAUUCAAUGCCUCCUCGAGCGUUGCUUAUACUUUGGCACCUCCGACACUAGAGCCUGCUUCGCUCUGAUCUCGGAGGCCCUUAUGCAUCCCGAAAAGGAGAAGGUGGUGCUGGUCCUCCACUCCCAGGGCGGGCUCGAAGGCAGUAUCAUCUUGGACUGGCUCAUCAAUCAACAUCCCCGAGACAUCCUUCAAAAGCUGGAGAUCUAUACCUUCGGUAAUGUUGCAAAUCACUUCAACAACCCGCGCGUGUUCAAGACCGACCACGGCGAGCACGAUGGCCGCAAUCGCGCCAUCCGCCACAUCGAGCACUACGCCAACUCGUUUGACUUCGUGUCGAGAUGGGGUGUCAUGCACUUCAAGAAGAAGACCGCCGAUCAGCAAGACCGCUCUGUCAUCUACAACCUGAACGCGGCUGUCCUGUCCGGCCGCACCGAACCCAAGAAGCACCUCAGCAAGAGGCAGAUCAAGGAGAACAACAAACUCGAGAAGGCGUGGAACUCGUAUAGUGGAGCCCUGUUCGAGCGCAUCGGUUCUGGUCACCAGUUAAACCAGCACUACCUUGAUAAUAUGUUCCCACUCGACAAGGGUCUCACGAAGGUCCAGCAGAAUGGCGACGGCUCCCCUCUACCAAACACGUUCAUGGAUGCCGAGGUCAAUGUGUACAACGAUCCUAAGCAGAUCAACAGGCUAAGGAACCUGCAGAAUGGAUUCUACGGCCAUGAACACAAUGGUGAACACCAUGGUAUCAAUGGAGAUGUCACUAUCAAGAAGGUGUAUCAGCUGAGUCGUCUUUGGAAGUACGUCAAUGGCAAUAGUCCCAAAGAAGAAGAGUAUGCAGGAGAGUAUUAG